Castor canadensis (American beaver) is the source of this 1104-nucleotide messenger RNA. It is a transcript of the gene Apoa5, whose product is annotated as apolipoprotein A5. The record is from RefSeq and is a predicted model, not a curated record. Gene Ontology annotation, molecular function: cholesterol transfer activity; phospholipid binding; phosphatidylcholine-sterol O-acyltransferase activator activity. Gene Ontology annotation, biological process: acylglycerol homeostasis; phospholipid efflux; cholesterol efflux. Lineage: Eukaryota; Metazoa; Chordata; Mammalia; Rodentia; Castoridae. Gene Ontology annotation, cellular component: high-density lipoprotein particle; very-low-density lipoprotein particle; extracellular region.
AUGGCUGCCAUCCUCACUUGGGCUCUGGUCCUCCUCUCAGCGUGUGCAACCACCCAUGCACGGAAAGGCUUCUGGGACUACUUCAGCCAGAGCAGCGGGGACAAAGGCAUGAUGGAGCAGGUCCAGCAGCAGAAGGUGGAACGGGAGCUCACGAGACUGAAAGACAGCCUCGAGCAAGACCUCAACAAUAUGAACACAUUUCUGGAAAAAUUGGGCCCCUUGAGUGGGCAGGGGAAGGAGCCUCUUCAGAUGGCCCCGGACUCUGCUGGCAUACGGCAGCAGCUGCAGGAGGAGUUAGAGGAGGUGAGGGCGCGCCUGGAGCCCUACAUGGCAGAGGCACAUGAGCUCGUGGGCUGGAACCUGGAGGGCUUGCGGCGGCAGCUGAAGCCCUACACGGUGGAGCUCAUGGAGCAGGUGAGCCUGCAUGUGCAGGAGCUGCAGGAGCAGUUGCGUGUGGUGGGAGAAGGCACCAAGGCCCAGCUGCUGGGGGGCGUGGACGAGGCGCUGAACCUGCUGCAGGACAUGCAGAGCCGCGUGUUGCACCACACCGGCCGGGUCAAAGAGCUCUUCCACCCUUACACGGAGCGCCUGGUGACCGGCAUCGGGCGCCACGUUCAGGAGUUGCACCGCAGCGUGGCUCCGCACGCCGCCGCCAGCCCUGCGCGUCUCAGCCGCUGCGUGCAGAUGCUCUCCCACAAACUCACGCUGCAGGCCCGGGCUCUGCACAUGCGCAUCCAGCAGAACUUAGACCAGUUGCGCGAAGGGCUCAGUGCCUUUGUCAGCUCCAGCGCAGACGGGGCUGAGGAUGGGGCCUCCCGCGAUCCCCAGUUGCUCUCCGAGGAGGUACGCCAGAGACUCCAGGCUUUCCGCCAUGACACCUUUCUGCAGAUUGCUGCAUUCACUCGCGCCAUCGACCAGGAGACAGAGGAGGUGCAGCAGCAGCUGGCACCACCCCCACCAAGCCACAGUGCUUUCGCCCCUAGGUUGGGACCACCAGACAGUGGCAAGGCCCUGAACAAGCUGCAGAGCCGUCUUGAUGACCUGUGGGAAGACAUCACCCACAGUCUUCGUGAGCAGGGCCACAGCCAUUUGGGGGAACCCUGA